This is a messenger RNA of Amoebophrya sp. A120, 15625 nucleotides long. The record is from the annotation of a GenBank genome assembly. NCBI's taxonomy places the organism in Eukaryota, Dinophyceae, Syndiniales, Amoebophryaceae.
CGUGUGGAUGGACCACGUGGCAGAAGGGACACCAGCUGCGACCGCCUAUAACUAAUUGCAGGUUGGGGCAGGGGCACCCGGGAUGACGUUGUACUACUAAUAGAAUUCUUCUUCAAGAACUGAGCUUCCGGCAGUGUCACUUACCAGACUAUGUAAAACAUGAAUUUUUCGUGAACUACCGACUUGGAGGUCAUCCUCGAUCUAUUGAAGAUUUACUAUAGAUGGUUCUACUGAUUCUAUUGAUUUCAUGAGCAGUUGUCUCAAACAAAAACAAAAUCACAAAUCAUUGAUGGAACCAGCAUGGGCGGAUCCCGUUCGAAUCCGAGGAUCAUCUAGAUCGUAGAAUCCCCUGAUCACGACGAAAGUCGGCGGCGGCAACAUGCCGGAGGACAGCUCUGCCGCGGGGGCCGAGGUCCUCGGCGACCUGGAUCAAGCGAGCGCCGGGUCGCCGCUGGGCAAGCGGUCGGUGGUAGAUAUGGUGAACCUGGCCCAGCCUAAUACGCUGGGGAAGGACCAGGCUCUCCUGAACGAGGACGGGGAAGCAGGGACCGAAAAUGCGCAGGACGGCGGCAUCAACGACGGGGCCAUGGCCGUGGAGAUGUGGUAUUGGAACACCGCGUAUCAAAUGUAAAAAUGUCUGGGUCUGGAAGAAUGCAGAUUUUUGUCAUGCUGUUUUUGCAUGACGCAAAAUGUCUGUCAUGGAAGCUCUAGCAUCACAGAUUUCGAGAAGCUUCCGCAUUGCUUAAUCCGCAUGACAAAUCCCCCAUUUUGGUGACAGGAAAUGGGCGCCUUUUGCUGCCUAUGCAUGAGAGAUGUGUCUGUGUUGUGAAAUGCGCAUCACAAGUUCGCAUCCUUCCAGACCCAGACAUUUUUGCAUUUGAUACUGCGAACGAGUUCAAGUCCGAGGUGAUGUUUUGCAACCCGGUGGACAGUAUCCACUGCAAAAAUGUCUUGGUCUGGAAGAUUCUGAGACUUGUCAUGCACGUUUUGCAUGAGCCAUGAUGUCUGUGAUGGAUGCCCUAGCGUCACAGAUCUUUUGCGGGCUUCUUGAUGCCUAUUCCGCAUGACAAAUGCCCUCUCCGCGUAGCAAAAACUACAUUGCCUUUGCUGCUCAUGCAAUACAGAUUUUUUCUGGAAUCCAAAUGCAGCGUCACAGGUUGUGGAUGUAGUCUUCCGGACCCGGACAUAUUUGUAUUUGAUAGGCAGCGAUACACCGAAGCUGAUCAUCCCCCUGGAGGUGUUCGACAAGAUGAAGAAGGUGUACAACGAGAAAACGCGGCUGCUGCACUCGCGGAAGAACCAGUUUGACGAACUUUUGACGCUGUUCCGCACUGUAUCGUACGAAAAAAGUGUUUCACUGUAAGGAUUUUGCAAGCUUUGCAUCACAUGUUUGUUCUAGUACACCAAAGAGAAAAUUUGCCAUGCGAGAUUCCGAAGGGAAAACACAGCCAAAAAUCCACUGUCUUGCAUGUGUAGCAAGACAAACACUUCUCAGAUACAUUUUCUGCAUUACAAGUCUCCAGUGAAGCAGUUUUUUUUUGCGAUACACCAUGCGCCGGCAGUACUACCACGACCUGCAGGGCUUGCGGGAUCUCCUGAAGACCGCACGGGAAGCGCAGGAGCUCCGGUACUUAACCUAUUUCUACCGUAGGAACAGAUACUUGAAACCUGACGCGAGGCAUGACGGGUUGUGAUUGAAUCAAAAAUGUCGCAUCAAGAACAUCCUCCAACGAAUGGAGAAAAAGAAAUUGUAAUUGAACAAAUGUAUGUGGAUGUGGUGAAGUAUAAUUAGAGUGUAUAAUCCAUUCUGGGAAGGAGUUUAUUUGUUGAACCUGCAACUGUAUAUGACCUUGAUUUCUGUUCGUCGCACAACAUACAGAGAAAACGGCGGGUACUUGGACCCGCGAAAGCAGGCGCGGAUGGCGCGCAUGGAAUCGGUCGUGAUGAACCGGGAGGUGCACUACUUUAAUGUUUUGGACGUGGUGGACCCCGAGUUCAAGGAGAUCUUGAUCGCGGAGUGCCGGCAGUUUCACAAGGAGCUCAUCCUCGAGAACGCGGCCUUGGCGGACCAGUUGGCGGCGCUGGGGAUCGGGACGCUAACGCUCGAGGAAAAACUGCGCAUGUUCAUCGCGGAAUUCGAACUCAGCGAGAUUGUCAACCAGUUAGCGAAAUUCGCCCCGGGUGACACGGCGCCGCAGUCGGUGCGCCGCCGGUACCUGUAUCCAAGAAAAAAACUGUGCUAGUGUCACCUUCUUUGGAUGACAGCAUCACAAAUUUGCUCUACGUGACAGAGAAAACCUGUCAUGCGAGGCUCGUAAGGGAAAACAGACAUGAAAAAAGAACUUCAUGGCUGCCUGACAUGACAGGUGUAACUCUGUUGCAUGUUCUGCAUUACAGAGUUACACCUACAGAGUUUUUUUCUUGCAUAACCUGCUGUCGCUCUUCAACGCCGCCGGUAUUGAAGAGCAGUUCGCAGACGAAAUCAUCGCAAAGUAAGAUUAUUACGCUCGCACUCGCUCAUCUUCUACUUUGCGGUCUUUACAGAGACGGAUCCAUAUUUAACUUCUGGUUUCAUCGCUUCGUUUGACUAAUCUAUGUGGUUUUCUUGAAGAUUAUGCGAACUUUGUUCUCAGCGCAAAGUAGCCAGGAGAAUAUUUGAAAUAAACAAUUCCGGAGAAGGACUGAAUCGACCAAAAGAAAUUUGUCUUUGGCAGGUACAUUGAUAAGACUGCUGGGUCUGACGCUCCGAAGGACCCAACGGAAUCCGAAGAAUACAAGUCCUUGAAAGAGAAAUACGACGAACUCGACGAACGCCGCGGGGACUUGAUGGCCGAACUGGAUGACUUGCGGGCACAGGUGUCCGAAAUCUCCGACAUUAAGGACGCGGAGAUGAGUAUCCAAGAAAAAUAAAACUGUGUUAGUGCAGGUGUCUUCUACUUCAGGGGACAGCGUUACAAAUUCGUUCUGCAUAUGGCAGGAAAAGUCUGUCAUGCGCAGCUAGGACGCGAAAAUCAAAACACGUAAUAUGAAAACAGCGCGAUAUGGCUGGCCAGCAUGACAUUGUGUAAAAUUCUUUGCGUUUUUUUUUAUCUGCAUCACACACACACACAGUUUUUUUCUUGCAUAAUGAGCGACCUGCGUAUGGAGUGCGACCGACUGCGGUCCGAGGCCCUGUCCGCGCAGGCCGCCGUGCCCACGGAGCCCCAGGUGCCGGCCGCCGAGCUUGCGGCGCUGCAGGCCGAGCUGGCCGCGGCAAAAUCGGAUCUGGACGCGGCGCGCGCCGAAGUGGUCGCCAAGGACGCGGAAGUAUCCAGUAUUCGGGCGGAGCAAGCCAGUUCCCCGGUGGUGGAGGAUCUGUCGGGGCCGCUGCGCGAGGCGGAGGCGCGGCUACGAGCCAUGACGUCCGAACUGGAGGAUUACCAAUCCGGAGCGAAGGUGGCCGCGUCGGUAUCUGCGGCAAACGAAGAGGAAAUGCGGCGGCAGAUCGAGGAGGCCAAGGCGGCGGCACGCGCGGAGGCGGAAGAGGCGGCCAAGGAGGAACUGGAAAAGACCAAGUCCAUUCUGGCCGAAACGCAGAACGCGAAUGUGGAAGAUCCAGAGUGGUCUAACAUCAAGCGAAAGUACUCCGAAGCCUCGGCGAACUGGGUGGAUGAGCUCGUUUCAAGCAGGGUAUGCAUGUCCUUGAUUGUGAAUUAAUUUUCCAAAGAUAAAGAAGUCGCAGCUGCAAAACCAAAAGUAAAACCCGUUCGUUGAUGAUUUAUUAGAGGCCUCGUUUAUUUGAAACUCUGCGCAGUUGUUUCUCGCGAUAGAAAGUAGCAAGUUGGUGUAAUUCUUCAUUCAUGAGUUACAUACUGUUACUAACUCAUAAAACCGCACCGCCGUCGUCGUCGAAAGAAUAAGAAUUUACUUGGGAGACAAGAUCCUGUAGCCGGUUUGUCGAGAAACUGGUUCUUGUGUUUGUGAUCUCCUACCUACGUAAACGUACUUAUCUAAGUAUCUCAAAAAAAAAUUGAAAUUUUGUCAAUUUUUGCAGGAACGGGCGGAGUCUCAGAUUUCAACUUUGACUAAGGACCUUGACCACUACAUAUCCACCGCAAAUAUGUCUGGGUCUGGAACGAUGCGAACUUGUGAUCAUGCGCAUUUCACAACGCAUAAAAAUGAAAAUCUCUCAUGAAUAGGCAGCAAAAGGUGCCCACUUUGUGUCACCAAGAUGGGGGAUUUGUUAUGCGGAAUGGGCAUCGCGGAAGGUUCUCGAAAUCUGUGAUGCUUCUAGGCCUUCCAUGACAAUCCUGCUGCUUCAUGCAAAAAGAGCAUGACAAAAAUCUGCAUUCUUCCAGACCCAGACAUAUUUGCACUUGAUACUACAAGAGCGAGUACGACAAGAUCAACGAGGAAGCGGAGGCGAUGACAGCCGAAGUGGCGAUAUCCUGAGUAAACGAAUGUCCCCACGACCCCAAAGUCAAGACGGAAAUUUUCUAGGACAAGCCCAGAGCUUUUGAGCCUCGUCACGCAUGAAAAAUUUGGUUUUGCAGUUCCUUAGUCCUCUUGCGCAGGAGCUCGUAGUCCGGACGCAUGACAUUGACAAGCCGCUCCAUUUUUUUUAUCCAGAUUAGCGCAUGACGAUGACGACAGAGAUUCCUGAUCAUCACUACAAAUAAUAAUGAAUGCCUUUCAUGUAGUAGUUGGAGAGCCGGAGCCGCAGGAGAAACAUUUUGAACAUGCAAACUUGCAUCUCAAAUUUGGCCUGGGGACGUUUUUCCUCUGGAUAGGCGAAGAUGCAGCUGGAGGUCGAGAACGCGGCGGCGUCCAUGUCAGUCGUGCAUGCCACCGAGGUGGGCGGCGACGGCGACAGCAAGGCUGCCCGUGAGGCCAUGCGCAGCUACCAGGCCUUAUCCCACAGAAAAAAGCAGGUGGCAUGGCAUGUGUGUAAUACAAAAAAAAUACUAGUAUACUUUAUUGAGAUGAGAGAAAGAUCUGUCAACAUGGAUGAUGGUGUGUACCAAUUUAGUUAUGUCCUGCCUGCUGCUUUUUUGUGGGGGAUAGGCCUCCACGUCAGAGGACGAGAUUGCGCGCAAGGCUCAGGUAUCAACUGCAAAGAUGUCGCCUGGGGCUCUAAGAAAGAGUGCGCUAGUUUGUCAUGCAUUUUUGCAUCCUCUGGAACACAUGGUAUGGAAAAAGUGGGCAGCGUGGUUUAGCAUUCAUGCAAUGCGGAUUUUUGUCUGGUGUCAGUCUGCUCGAGAGCUAGCAUGACAAAUUGGAACUCUUCCGAACCCAGAGUAAUAUUUGCGAUGCAUACCAGGAGAUCGACCGUGGCGACCUGGUGCAGCUGCGGCUGGGCCAAGACGACAUCCCGGCGGGCGUGUACGGUGUGAUCAAGAAGCGCACCAGCGACAGGGACCUCGAGGUGCGCGUGGCCGUGGUGAACUGCCCCCUGCUGAAGAUCCUCGGCAAGGGCCUCCGGUUGAAGGCCAAGCGCGGCACCUUCCUCGGGAUACCCGGGGCGCCGGAAGAAUUCGCGGCCCUGGCGCUGGACGACGCGGACGAGGUGGCGGAGGAGCUGGGCGAGGAACUGAGUCCGCGGGGCAGCCGCCGGGGCUCCCCCCGCGCGCCGCACAUCGACGGCAUGAUGCAAACGUUGGUGACCGAAACCCGGGAGGACGCGACGGCCAUGACGCCGCGCCGCGAGCGGAAAAACACGAAGGGAAAAACGCAGCACGAGGUGCACUCGCCGGGCCGAAAGAUCGUGGAGACCAAAGACACCGACUACGACAGCAUGACCGGCCGCACCGUCGCGAGCUACCGCCAGGAGGCGGAGGAGAAGCGGCGGGAGAGCACGGUGGCCAUGAGCCUGGCCGAGCGGCUGAAGGCGGAGCUGGCGUCGCUGAAGCAGAGUCGGGAGGAGAUCUCCCAGAAGUUCGAGGCCCUGCAGGACGCGCACCACGAGCUGCUGCAGAAGCAGGAGCGCGCUUUCGACGAGGACCUGACGGAAAAGUGCGAAAACGACGUGUACGUGUUCUGUCUGUGGCUGAUGCGGUAUCAUGUCGAAAAGCGUCCCCAUUCCAGACGAGUUGUUAAGUAUGCUGAUUUGCAUUUACAGGAACAUCUGCAAUGCGCAUCCACAGGAGAGGAAUUUGUAGUCGUGUUCCGGGAAGCAGAAGAACAAGAUUUCGAUUUGUACGUAAUGCUGCAAACACGAUAAGCAGGCGGUUUUGUGAUGCGGCUGUCCUUGUAGUUGCUAACCCACCGUCAUAGAUAGAAACUUGUCAUGCAUAACUCCCAAAACUUGAAGAUUUGUCUUGCCGGUUUACCAACUUGACGCGGGCGGGGACGUUUUUGCACAGGAUAUGGGGCGAUUCCUGACCAUUCGCGAGGGGUUUGCGGCGCUAGACGAGAAUAUGACAGUGCACAACUCCCCCUUCCCCUCAUUUGUCAUGCAAAACUAGGCGUGGCACUGUGAUCCAAGAAGAGACGAAGCGGGGAGGGGGUGCGGGGAGGGAAAGUUCGAUGAGGGGGGGCGAAAAGAAAGAGCGGGUACUUGUGGUAACCGAGGAAAGUUUGAAGUGUGUACGCGCGAGGCGGAACGCGCGGAAAAGUUGAAAGCAUAGAUGAAAGGCGCGAUAGAGAAACAGCAAAAGCUGCCGCCUCGGUACGUGUACGCCUGAAAGCUGAGCAUGUGAAAAGGCAAGAAGCCGGUGAGCGUGCAGAGCAAAGUCGCAGCGCUAACUGCAAAAGCAGCAGAAUCGUAGAGGGCGCGCGUUCGGUGAGCAAGUCGUGGAACAGAAAGAAAGACGUCGGAAAAGAAACGCAGGUCGUGCAAAAAAGAGAGCCGCCUUUCCCUUUCGUCGGUGUAGGAAAGAACGGCUCAAAGUCGGUUUGUGCAAAGGGACUGCAAAAAGUGCGCGCCUCCGGCGCGGCUAGUCAGCCGGUGGGAAGAAGAAAAACAGGAAGCGCGACGCAGAAAUGGGCAGAACAGGUUCUCGUGGAAGGUACGGGGAUGCAUCGAGGGCGAGCGCCUGUGCGAUGGCGUUGCGGCGCCGACACUCACCAUGGUUGCGUCUAUUUCCUGCUCCUUUUCCAAUGGAUUGCCGCGGUGGUGCCACCUUUGGCCGUUUUGCAUUACAGCGCAGCGUGCCUUUUUCCGCUGCCGCCCGGGUUUCGCCGCGGCGUCUCUGACCGCACCGGGCUGAACCGCGGAGCCUUUGACCGCCCCGGGACGCGCCGCGCCGGGAUGGACCGCGGCGCCUUGAGCCGCCCCGGGAUUGGCCGCGGCGCCUUUGACCGCGCCGGGAUGGACCGCGGCGCCUUGAGCCGCCCCGGGAUUGGCCGCGGCGCCUUUGACCGCGCCGGGAUGGACCGCGGCGCCUUGAGCCGCCCCGGGAUUGGCCGCGGCGCCUUUGACCGCGCCGGGAUGGACCGCGGCGCCUUGAGCCGCCCCGGGAUUGGCCGCGGCGCCUUUGACCGCGCCGGGAUGGACCGCGGCGCCUUGAGCCGCCCCGGGAUGGGCCGCAGCGCCUUUGACCGCGCCGGGAUGGGCCGCGGCGCCUUGAACCGCCCCGGGAUUGGCCGCGGCGCCUUUGACCGCCCCGCGAUUCAGCCCUUUUUUUGGCGGUCGAUCGCGGUCAAACGCGCCGCCGAAAUCGCGGUCGCGCCCCCCCCAAAUCGCGGCCAAACGCGCUGCGCCCCCGCCUCGACCGGCCUUGGCCAAGAUUGCAAAACCGCGACCGCGGCGGGAUUAGCGCGACCGCGAAGCGCCCCUCUGGGGACCGCCCCCGCGUUUUACCGCGACCGCGUUUUGGGGGGGCGUCCGGCGUUUUUUUUGGGGGCGCGACCGCGUUUCUGCCGGGGUACGACCGCGAUUUUGCCGGGGCGCGACCGCGUUUGGGCGCCCCGCGUUUGACCGCCCCCCCCGCGUUUACCCGACCCGCGUUUGACCGCGACCGCCCCCGCUUCGUCUUUGUCUUAUAUAAUAUUAAUGGCAAAUCCACCCUUUGCCUCUUGGCACUGUUUGCAUGACAAGCUCUGGUAGCCCAAAUAGCACUACAGUCCAGUGUAGAUUUGUCAUGCAAAACCGGCACUGUUGCUGAUGCUUGUAUUGCCGUUCACGCGAUACAAAUGAGGGGGAGGGGGAGCUGUGCACUCUCACAGAGAACGGGCAGGGGUCGAUCACGCUGGGAGAGCUGGUGGACGGGCUAGAGAAGCACAAGUUCAUCACCUUCUUCGCCAAGCGCGUGUUCCGGAAACUGGACGUGGACGGGUCCUACCAAAUCGACAAAUUCGAUGUCGAUCUGGGUCUGCAUCAGUUGUAGUGCAGCAGCUUCGUUUGUCUUCAUACAGAUUUUGCAUGCCUCACGAGGGAGCAAGAGCAUGACGACUUGGAAGAUGCAGGGCGGUCUAGUUGUGUCACAGAUUUUGCAUGGGCUUCGCAUAGAGAACAAAUGAUACUGUUUUAGCAGGGCCAAAGAAGGGCUGCUACCCGUGCACGACAAGUUUCUUGUGUGUACAAAACUGCGGGACGCAUCACAAGUUCUUGAUGCAAUGUAGUUCCAGACCCAGGUCACUAAAUAUUUGCAAUGCAUAGGUCCGGCGACCUAGAGAUCCGGGAGAUUAUCGACCUGAAGGAGCAGUGGGCGUUGGUGGAGAACGAGCGGCAGCAGAUCUCGAAGGCGGAGGUGGACGCCAUGAAAGAGGGGUGGAGCAAGAAGGAGGAGAUGCUGCGGCGCUACUACGAGGAGGCGAAGAAGAAGGCCGCGGAGCUGGAGCAGAUCGUGAAGGAGGGCGGCGGCCGCGGGCGGGGGCGCGGGAACGGCGACACGGUGAACCAGGAGGAGAUGAAGCGCGUGCAGGAGGAGGCGGCCAAGGUGCAGAAGAACCUCGAGAAGAAGAUCGCGCACCUGGAGACGCAACUCUCGGAGCAGUCCGAGGGGUACAAGUCGCUGGAGGAGAAGUGCGGGAAGUCCAUCUGGCAGAACCGGCAGGACCUGGUGGAGAUGCAGAAGCUGAAGCGCGAGAAGCAGGAGGUGGAGACCAACAUGGGCAAGCUCCAGAAGAAGUACGACGCGCUGAAGCGGGCGCGGGAGGCGAACCAGUUCAUUGAACAGGUGAUGAGCGACCAGCAGGCCGUGUUCGGGGCGGGCCCGGCCGCCGCGACCGGCACCGGGUCGCCGGCGCCCGCCGCGCACCUGCUUCCCGCGGCCCCGAUCGUGGACCCGGUGACCGGCGAACAGGUGCUGCCCGCGUCGCACCUGCUCCCCGUCGGGGGCCCGGACCAACAGGCGGCGUUCGACCAGUUCGCGAACAUGCUGCGGGAGGAGGGAGCCGGGAUCCGGGAGGUUUCGUCCGCGUCCCUGUUCCAGAAGUUGGAAGGCAAGGAGGUGCCCUACCGAAUCCGAAACGAGGCCAUCUCGGGCGCGAAGAAGCGGUGGCAGCUUCUCUACGCGGACGCGGUCCACCGAAAGGGAACCAACCGAUCGCAUGGAGGUAAAAUCUUUGAAGAACAUGUGUAUGCUGCAUUUGAGAAAUCGUUUUGGUUUUGUUGCCUGAGUUUGCCUGUUCUGUUGUGGUGCUGCUGGCAACAUCUUCAUGAUCCCGUGUGCAUGUCGCUCGCGGGCUCAAUAAGUGAAGAAUGGUCCUCUUUAUUGAGAGAGACAAAAGCUCUACUUCUUGUUCCCAAAAGAAAAACCUAUACAUAAAUCACAUUCACAGUGGCCUUCGCUUCCUUGUCACCGCGGCCAGGCGGGGUGCGGAUUACGAGCCCCCCUCCGCUGGUGCACGAGCUCCGGGACGCUAUGGCAGGGUCGCCUCACGCGAGUUGGUCCUACAAUUUCCGGUCCUUCGCGUCCCCCAGCAAGCCGGAGCUGUACCACGCCCCGCAUCGGUCUACGAACGACGCGCCGCCCUUCUCCCCGUCGAAGGUGGUGUCCAUGGCGGGCCUCCUGCAGACCGGGGACCACCUGAUCCACGGCAAGACGCACCACGGCGGGUUUCUGCCCAAGCACACCCGCCAGGCCCUGAACCGGAAACGACGACAGCAAGCCUCCCUCUCGCCGCGUCGCUCGGACUCCGGGUCUCCGAGGGGCGAAAGUCCGUUCUCGACGUUUGCAUCCAUGCUCGCCGGGCAAAACAGUAUGCCGCCGCCGGGAGGAGCGAGUCGCAGGUAGAAUUUGACGACAUACUUACACAGUGUUUUUUUUCUUUUUGCUUCGUGGACCAAAAAAAACGCCGCUUCUUUUCUGUUUUUUGUUGGGGAUGAAGGUGAACUGUUUGUUUGUUUCUUGCACUUAUUCCUCAGUAGAAACAAUAACAAAGCGCAAUGCCAAUGUUGAUGCAGGAACAACGGACUAUAUGCAUGAUAGUGCGUGUUCUGAAGUAUAGAUCGUCAAGUUGAAGAACUUCAGAUUGUAACUGUUUGCAAUUGAAAUUCGCAACGAGGUACCUGAUUCGCACUCCACCACAAGGCACGAGUCGCGGAGGGAACAAUAUUCACACGAGUCCAGAUUCUUCCCAGACCCAGUUCUUUCAGCCGGCGCCGGCGCAGAUGAGUACUACCAACCUGCAGUUUCCGCAGUAUGAAAUGCAAAAAUGUCUGGGUCUGGAAGAUUGGAACUUGUGAUGCUAACUUUGGACUAUAAAAAAAUCUGUAUUGCAUGACCAGCAAGAGGAGUCUAGUUUGUGCUACGCGGGGAGGGCGUUUGUCAUGCGGAGUUGGCAUCAGGAAGCCCUCUAAAAAUUUGUGAUGCUAGGGGGUGCAUUACAGACGUCCUGGCUCAUGCAUAAUAUGCAUGACACCAAGUCUCAGAAUCUUCCAGACCCAGACACUUUUGCAUUUGAUACGCAGCCACCAUCGGUCAUUUCCGUGGGCCCCGCCCCCUCACUCCGGACGCCGUCCGUGCACGCAUUGUCUCCGCGGCGGAGCCCCAGCCCAAGGCCGAUCGCUGGGGAGGCCGUUGAACUCACUGACCAAUCUAUCCUGAGUAAAAACGUACCCACACCAUAGUCAAGAUGGGGAAUCCGCUAGACAAGUCCACAAGUUUUGGCUGUUUUGCAUGACAAAUUUGGAUUCGUAGUGUAGUGCUGUUUGAGCUAGCUCAGCAGCAUCACAGAUCUAGCAUACCAUGCUGAUUGGAGCAUGACAAAUUGCAAAACACGACUAGAAAAUGCUUCUCAUGGGGCUCCGCAUGAGAAACAUUUUCAGCAUGCAGAUUUGCAUUACAACUCUAGUGUGGGUACGUUUUUACUCAGGAUACAAUCCGCUGCUGCGCUGCUCAAGAAUUUCGGCCCCGCGAGUCCACGACGCCGCCGCGAGGGUGCCCUACAAGUCAGCUAUGCAUUGCAAAUAUGUCUGGGUCUGGAAACUUGUAAUGCUGAGUUGUGAAUAGUGAAUGCUGUGUAAUGCGCAGCCAAGCACGAGAAAUAAAAAUAUUUGCGCGGCUUAGUGUUGUCCUUACCGCAUGGCAACCUGCGUUUUUGCAUGACAAGAAAAUAAAAGGGCAUCUUCUUGGACACGCAUCACAAACUCGCCAGUCAUGCCACACAAGCAUGACAGACCUUGCAUCCUUCCAGACCCACACAUAUUUGCACUCCAUAUCAGCUACGAAGAUCCCAUGGACCUUUACAACGUACAACUUGCUUCAAAACAAUGCAGAUUGUUUACGAAUUUACGGCUGCUUCUGGUUACUAUCUAGUUUUUGGAAAAGGCUGUAGUUUUAUAUUUCCGUCGGUUUAUACGACAAUUAAUUUCUAGCUUGCUUCGCCUGCUGGCUCGGCUGCUGCUGCUCGGCUUACAACUCCGCAGGUGUGUUUUUGACUCCGGAGAAACUCUUUUUCGACGUGGCUCCCAGGUCAAGAAUUCUCUUGGUAAAUUUUGAAGGUUGUUGUUUUUGGGACACUUUUUUGAAGCCGCAAAACCCGGAGUUUCCCAUGCGCUAGCGAAUUUUGAACAGGAGCCGGAUUUCAAAAUUCACCGGCGCCCUUUUCAAAAUUCACCCCAAAAUUCACCGGGCGCCCCUUUUCGACCGUGAUAAGCAAACUUUAGCGCAGAAAAGUGCUCAAAAAAGUCCGCAAAUAGGCCCUAGGAAUUGGCGCCGAGGGGAAAAGACAAGCGCCCUCUGCUGCCCUCAUCCCGCCUAUAUUCUGCCGAAAAGACCGGGAGAGUUCACGCGCCUGCCGGAUAGACGCGUCAAAGCUCUCGGCCUGGUCCUUUCGCCCUUGCUUUCGCGCCUUCAUCUUGCCUAAUUGUAUGUGCUCCGGAGCCCUUAUGUUUGGCCUUGGCGUCUUUGCUGUGGCUGUUGCAGUGUUGUGCCCUUAUGCGAGCACAGGGAGACGAAAAGAUAUGGGCAAAGAACAACGCCCAGGCCAUGUCUAGAAGCCGCCCGCCGCAUAAGCCUUGACAACUUCCGCGGUCGGUGUGCAGAACCCACUUCCCAGAAGGGCAAGAGGGACAACGUGCCGGCGGACUCAUCUGCACUUUGUCAUGCAAAAUUCACUACAAAUUCGCCACUUCUCAUGCUAACGGAUGUGAAAGCUCUAAUGCUUGAGGCGGGUGGGGCUGAAGAAUUUCGGCCCCGCGAGUCCACGGCGCCGCCGCGAGGGUGCCCUACAAGUCAGCUACGAAGAUCCCAUGGACCUCUACGACGUACUUGCUUCAAAACAAUGCAGAUUGUUUUUGAAUUUGCGUCUGCCUCUGGUUAUUUUAUAACUAUCUUAUCUAGUUUUUGGAAAAGACGUGGUAAAGUAAACUCUAAAAUCUACUGACAGGUGGCCCAAGCCUACCAGAGAAGUCGUUCGCACAGCAGGAUCGAGGGCACGCGCGAACCGAGCUCGCACCACCUGGAGACUCCGCCGAUGUCGCCAAGCGCCUCCAUGUCGCCGCGGUCGGCCCGGCGCCGGUCCAGCCCGCGGACCGCGAAGCACAGCCAGAACAUCUCCAUGGCCAGCAUCCCCGACGGUCGCAUGGGUCCGGUGAGCAAAAUCAAUUUGUCGGCGGUGAACGUGAUGGAUCCGGCCCCGGUGACUCAGAAAGCGGUUCCGGGUCACAAACUCGGGCAGCGGCGCUCCCCUAUCAAAAGGAAAAAUCCCCCCUCCCCAUAUCGAAACGAAGUUUCUGAUGCUGGAUUUCCGUACACAAAUCAGAUUUGUCUUGCUGGAGAGGACUGCAGGCAUAUGCCAAGCCUCAUUCGAGAGGUUUUGACGUAGGCGCCUAGCAUGGCAAAUGUGUAUGCUCUAAGCCCAACAGCAUCACAAACCGCCUGGAAAGUGCGGGGCGCUCUCUGGACUUGCUUUCUUGUUCUUGCAAGACAGACAGGAUUUGAGGUCGCAAAUGCGCAUCACAAAUUACCAGACGGAUACGUUUUCAAUAGGGGGAGGGGGGAUUUUUCCUUACGAUAUCCCCGUCGCCUGCAGUCUCGCUGAGCCACCUCGGCAGCGUGGAAAUCGGGGACUCCACCUCGUUAUCAAAUGUAAAAAUGUCUGGGUCUGGAAGGUUAGAACUUGUCAUGCUAAAUCUGAAUGAUGCAAAAAUCUGUGUUGCGUGAGUACCAAAAGCUGUCCGCUUUUGACCAAGUUGAGAGGGAGUUUCUCAUGCAGGAAAGGCAUGACAGAGACCUCACAAAAUCUGUCAUGCUGGGUCUCACAUUCCAGACCUCAUGGGUCAUGGAAAACCUGCAUCACAAAUCUUGCAUUCUUCCAGACCCAGACAUUUUUACAUUUGAUUCUCGUACGCCACUCUGCAGCCACCAAUCGGCGUGUACAGCAGCCCGUCUCUGACCGUGACGCACCAGGGGACGACUGGCGGAGGACCCAAUUUCAUCACCGCACAGAGCUCUGUGAAUACUAUGUUGAAGCCCAACGGCGCAAACAAUGGGACAACAACCUCAAGCAGCAAGGCAGCGACCAAGUCCGGCCCGCAGGGCGGUGGUCAGCUCCACCAGGGACGCCCCGGCGCGCGCGGUGGCCACCCAGGCGAGAGUCGAUCGCGCAGUCUCAGCCUCGAGUUUCCCCGAGUGGAUUCGGUGCAGCUGAUCAGUCCCGCGAAAAAGUUCCAGACAGCGCCACGCGAGGUUGUCUCCACGACAGUUCGCACCGGCGUGCGCAACCGCAGUCGGUCGCCCGCGGAGCUGCAGUCCGGCGGAGGAAUGGCGAACAGUAACAACAAUAUGACGAAGCAAAGCAGCCUGUCCACGUUGGCAAUUUCGUUUGACCCAACCUCCACCGCUGCCGGCGCGCAGCACCAGCAACACCCGCAGAGACACGGCUCGCCCAUGCGCGGCCCGGCGCCCGUCGGUCGACGUAACUCCCGGACCGCGGACAGCCAGGCCAGCAACGAGUCGGCGAGAAAACUGGGGCAACUGUCCGCGGAUAUCCUGCUGCGCGGCGGUGGUCCGACGACCGCAGGGAACACGCCGCACUUCGGCACCACGGCCAGCGCCAACAUGAUGAUGUCCACGCGGAACAACACGAGUACGGAGCGCGCCCCGGUGGUGAGCGGACAGCACUUUGACACGCGAGACCUCCCGGAGGCAAGCGCCACCUCCCACAGUUUCUUCGCGUCGCCCGGCAAGAAGCUGGGCGGCAGCUACUCCAAGCCGCCAAGCACCUACAAGGUGCCGGGCGGCCGCUACAUUCCCAAGAAAGAGCUGCCCGGUCAGUUAGCCGCGAUCGAGAUUAACACGACGAAGGUCGUUGGGGGCAACAGCCAACACUUCACCUCGGUGGAAUCCAUCACGAGCAUGGGCGGGGGAGACCACGACUUACGAACAAACUCCAGCGGCUUGCCGUGGGAUCCCCGGGAUCCGCCGGGGAAAAACGCGUUGCCCGUCACCUUCGCCGGCAAAAAGCAGUCAUCGGUGAGCCCACCCAAGAAGAAAAUGCCUCCACCCAUGCCGCAGCUCUCGCCCUUCAAGUCCGUGGACCAAUGGGUCCAGGACACAAAGUGAUGAGUAAAACAACCGUAACUUCUGUACACUAGUAAAGUUUUUGUGAUUUUUUCCAUUCAAAGCACGCGGCUUUCUCUGCAGGAGUAGCAGCAGGAGUACGUAGCACCUUUAGACUACUUUUGUAAUAACUGAUCGGUGAGAAUCACAAUCAUAUUACCAAUAAGAAUAACUGUAGUUUCGACGUUGAUGACAUUGACAACAUGGCGCAAGAAGAAAACGCACGAUAAAUUUUCAAGACCAUUUUGUUUGGUACUGAGCUAUCUUUCUACACUUUUUAUUCUGGUACAUGAAAGACAUAGACAAGAAACCUGUAUGUUGAAUGUAUGUAUGAUUUGAAUUUGAUACAACUAUUGCAAUUGCUUUAUUGGUCUGUCGCAAUGUGAAUGUCCUAUCUCUAGUACAGAGGCCCAGUGCUCGUAUCACACGGAGAGCCUGUUCUCUGCUUAAAAUCUUCUUUCGUAUACAUAUUUUGGCGGCUCGAAAAACUUUGUAGGUAUCCGGGUUUUAUAAUUCUUUUCGACAGUAAAAGUAGUGGUAAGUCUAAGUGUAAGUCUAGGUAUAUUCAAUUUCACAGCGUACAGGCGCGCUGGAAACACGAGAGCGUACAUGCAGCAUAAACUCUUUUAUACAUAAUGCUUGGAAUCCGAAUCCUGAUCUUGGCCCGUGGAUCGGGGGAUUGAUCCACCAACAGCGCG